AUGGAUGUAGUAAUAAAUGUCCAUCAAAGAUCACUAGAAACAGCAGCAGGACUAGAGCUUUGUGCAGCAGCAGCAGUAGCAAGUGGUAGUGUACCUCAAGGUCAGCCAAGUAGUACAGGAUCAGUAGGAUCAGCACCAAGUCCAGCAUCGCCUCGACCUACACCUCAAUCAAGACAGCAGUCAUUAGGCGCCUCCCAUCCUUCUCGAACUCUAGACGACGAUCGAUCUGCGGAUGGUAACUAUAGUAAUGUUGUGAUAUACAAGACUAAUACUUGGAAUAUUAUAUUAAAAUAUUCAGGAGCCGGAACGACAGCUGAUGACUCAGAUGACGGAGAAAGCAGAGCGCAGUAUGUAAACGCAAAUUGCGUGGUGUUUACCCAUUACCGUGGAGACGCGGCUUCUGAAGUUGAAGAACACUUUCAGCGUGCUCUGGCCCACGACAAAGUAAAAGAAAAUAUUCCAAUGUCGACGAGGAAUUUCCCGCCAUCCUUCUGGAAUAGUCAGCAUCCCGGUGACGUCUAUGAAUACCCAACGGAUCCUUGGCACCCUCAUUAUCCUCAGUAUCAUCACAGGGCCGUCCACGAGUAUCACCAUCACAAUAUGGCGGCAGCAGCGAGCUACGGCGGGUUGUUACUCGGGGGUGCAAGAAGUUUAGGGCACCACACGUCGCACCAUCACACAGCGGCCCAUCAUGCCCACGCAGCAGCAGCAGCUUCAUAUAAAGACUGGACGUCUGCGACGCCUUCGCAAUCCCUCGUAGACGCAUCCUCAGCACCCCCCUAUCACGGCCCUUAUGCACCCCUGUCUGUUAUACAUAUAGUAAUGAUAACUAUAUAA
Cotesia congregata is the source of this 837-nucleotide messenger RNA. NCBI's taxonomy places the organism in Eukaryota, Metazoa, Arthropoda, Insecta, Hymenoptera, Braconidae. The record is from the annotation of a GenBank genome assembly.